GUGCAGUCUUCUCUAGACCUAUGCAGCUACACCCUGGCUUUGCUGAUGAUCAGGGGUUCGUGGAGGUGGGGCUGCUUCUCUCAGCCUGUGUGUCUACAGUGGGACAUCCACAAUUGUGGAGGCACAAGGAGUGUGUUUGUCUGUUUCUGCUAGUGGAUGACGGCUGCUUGAGGAAACCAAGGGCCUCCAAUGGUGGCCUAUGGAUGCUCGGGGCUUACCUGGCUGUGUCCCUGCUCCUGCUGCAUACCUUCAGGAAGGAAACUUUUGGUGGCAGCACCCUAUGGGUGAAGGCGGAUCUGCUGGUUCUCUCUGCCCAUGCUGGCUGCCUGCAGGAUAUGGCCUUUGGCGGCUGCACAGAGCAGGCAGAGGUGGAUCUGUCUGUCUCCCUGGACCUGCACUGGGCACAUGGAAGAAGGGGCCUUCUGGUGGCAGUGCUCGGCAGGCAGAUGCAAAUCUCCUGUUUUCUUGUCUGUGCUGGGCACAGAGGAGGAAAGACCUUCAAGUGGGGGUGCCCGACAGGCAGAGUGGAAUUUUAAAUUUGUCCAGGAGCUGUACAUAGAAAAAUGUAAUGAAAAUGGCUUUCUGCUUUCAAGAAAUACUUUUUCACAAAUAACCAAGUCUCAAACAAAAUCAUAGCAGUCGAGUUUCCUGCCAGUCACAAGCUGCAUGUUGCCAGCAUAUGUCAAAAUAAUGUAAAUAUCUAGACUCUUUCUAUAUGCAAACAUUUUAUAGUCUAUAAAUUGUCCUGCCCACUUUGCUGGGUGGAAAUCUCGGGACCUGCCUAAUUUAUUGUUUCUUUGUGAAAAUAUGCUCUAAGUUUAAAUUUUCUAAAUUUAUAUUUUAAUAGGAUAUUAGAGGACAACCUGUCUUUCCCACUAUUCCACAUAUAAGUACUUUCUUCCACUUUAUGCACAGAGGUCACAGAUGAUUUUCUUGACACUUUGAUAUGGAACUAAAUUUUUCUACUUAAAAAUAUCCUGAUGGUUAGAAUACUCUUUUUGUUCCCCUAUUUGGUCUUAGUUGUAUGUCACAAUGAAGCCAAGCACAAAGAAAAAAGGGAAAAGAAAGGACCAGGGAAAAAUCCAGUAGCAAACACAAUCAGGGAGUCUGGGAUGGAACGGGAGGAAAGUUACUUCCUUAUCAGCAUGGAGGGCUUUACUUCUGCAUACACAACCCUCCCUCCAGUCUGCCGGGCCUUCAGCAGUGAGGUGGCCCCAAACAGCAACUGCUUGCAAGGCUGUGUUGCAGAACCUUGCUUCCUGGCAUUCCCUGCACUUUUGUUCCUCUGUGCAGCUCUUAAAAUGGUUCAAAAGUGAAAACAUAAAGGGCUUUCCUGUCAUGUAUAAGCAGCUAUGUAUACAUGUAUGUGUGCACAUGUGUGGGAUGCAGUGGAGAAAGACUUUGUCCAGAGAUUUCUGUUAUCACUGAGAUUGCUGAGGGAGGCUGAGCUACACAGGAGCUUGUGUUUGUUGUUAUGCUGGGAACACAGCAAUGCUUUCUUGAUGAGAACUCAAAAUGCAACUCAAGGUUCAUCUGGAAUUGCUCUGUCAGCCAUUUGGUACUGAAAGGAAAGGGCAUUUGUCUGGGUCUUGUGAUCUGCAUGCUUCCUCCUGGGAUUGGCUGGUGUUGAAUGUGAGCACAGAGCAGACAAACACUCAGAAAAACAAGACUAUUCAGUUAAGUGGGCAGAUUGGGCUGCUGGCUGAGUAAACAUGUAGGCUGGGCUCUUGCUGUUGUCCUGCUAUACCCUGUCUGCCUAGUGGCAGCGGGCCCCCAGAAGAGACUUCAGCGUCCCUCAGAGUGCUAUAACUAUGAUCAGAAUAUGGGUUCUUGGUGUUGAGGGGUAUUGGUGCUGUGAAUAGUUCAGGAUGUUACCUCUGUAAGCUUCUAGACUGGCUAAAGUGUGCGGCUCCCAGAGGUGUUCCUGAUGCCUCUAGUGAAGCCUGCAUCUCUUGGGGAAAUCACUCCAGAUGCUGCAAGCUAGAGCAGACUGUUUUCGCACCGCACUCCACCCUUCUCAGACCUCAGUUUGGGAGCUGAUGUAUGGCAAGGGGAGUUGGGCAAGGCUGGAUUAAACAUUAAUGUAGCUGUAACCAUCACCCAUGGGAGAAAGCUUGAGACAGAGCUUCGCGGUUUUCCCAGGCUGAGGAGUGGUGACUAGCAGUCAUGGCUCAGUUUGGCCAGAUUCUGGCUGAAAUAGUUAACUUUGUUUGCUUCCAGGUACGAUUAUUGAUCCUGGUGAGUGUCCCCAGCUUUCUAUCUCCCUUCUUUAUGUUUGGCCAGGUUUUUAUGGUUCUGGAUGAGCCCCACCACUGUUCGGUGGCCUGGGUACAGAACCACACUUUGAACCUGAUUGCUGCUGAGCAGCUGAAUCUGAGUGUCCCUCUGGAUGCAGAGGGCCAGCCUGAGUCCUGCCUCAUGUUCCGGCCAUCCCCUGACAAUGCCAGCCUGGAGGACAUCCUCAGCCACCACUUCAAUGAGACACAGCCUUGUGAGACUGGCUAGAACUACCCUGAGCACAGAGCCCGCUCCCUACUGAAUGAGUUCAACCUGGUUUGUGAUCGGGAACCCCUGACGGAGACCUCACAGUCAGUGUUCAUGGCAGGACUCCUUGCAGGGGCCCUCAUCUUCGGGCCACUCAGUGACCGGAUUGGCCGUAGAAUGUGUAUCCUGCUUCAGCUGCCCCUGGUUGGCAUUGUGGGCCUGGCCACAGCCUUUGUGCCCAGCUUUGAGGUCUACAUGGUGCUGCGCUUUGCUGUGGCCUCUGCCAGUGCUGGGUGGAUGUUAAGCACCAUUGCUCUGAUUUCAGAGUGGGUUGGGCCCUCAUGGAGGACUCGUACCAUCGCAAUGAUGCAGGCCAUUUCUGGCCUUGGACAGAUGGCUCUAGCUGGACUUGCCUAUGGUAUCCGAAACUGGAGAUACUUGCAAAUUGCUAUCUCUGCUCCCACCUUCCUGCUCUUCUUCUACUUCUGGAUUCUUCCAGAAUCUGCACGGUGGCUCCUCAUCAACGGGAAGAUAGAGAAGGCCAAACAACUGGUCCAGAAGGCAGCCUUGCUCAACAGGCGGGAGCUCUCUGCAAAGCUCUUGAACCAGCUGGCUCCAGAGGAGACAGGCCCCUCAGGGAAUGUCUUAGAUCUUUUUAAACAUCCCUAUCUCCGGAAGGUGACUCUGAUUCUCAUCUUUGUCUGGUUUGUGGACAACCUGGUGUACUAUGGCCUUAGCUUCCAAGUGGGGGAAUUCGGCCUGGACAUCUACCUGACACAGCUGAUAUUUGGAGCAGUUGAAGUGCCUGCCUGCCUUUUCAGCAUCUUCAUGAUGGAGAGGUUGGGCCGCAAGUGGAGCCAGUCUGGGACUCUGAUUGUGGGUGGUGUCAUGUGCAUUGCCACCGCCUUCAUCCCUUCAGAUUUGCCUGUGGUGGUCACCGUGCUUGCCGUGGUGGGAAAGAUUGCCACAGCUGCCAGCUUUACCAUCUCCUACGUGUACACUGCUGAGCUCUUCCCCACUGUCAUCCGGCAAACAGGCAUGGGGCUGGUGAGCAUCUUCUCAAGGAUCGGGGGCAUCCUCACACCACUUGUCCUCCUGCUGGGUGACUACUACGUGGCCCUCCCCAUGCUUAUCUUUGGCAUCAUCCCCAUCGUGGCAGGGAUGCUCUGUGUCCUGAUGCCAGAGACAUGUGGCCAGAGUCUGAAGGACAGCAUCUGGGACCUGGAUCAGCAGCCUCAUCCAGGGUCCUUGGAUACAGAGACACCAGAAAAAGAAAUGGAGCCCACAGGAAAAUCUAGCCCAAGGGUGGCUACCAUAAGUACCUCAUACUUCUGACUGGUCACUAAGAGCCAGGCCUUCACUAGCAGGGAACUCUUCCCUCUUUGUCUGCAUGUGACCAAAUAUCCUGGAGGAUGCAACAAUAGCACUGUCAGGAUUGAUGCAGGCAGUUCCCCAUGACCUGACCACACCACUGCAAGCCCAAUCCAGAGGUGUCUGAGACAGAUUCUUUCUCCCUUGCCCCUUCACCUGUCUUGUCCCUACACCCUCACCCAGUUGCAGGGGUGCACAACCUAUAUUAUUGUAUUGCAUGUGUUUUUGGUGGAGUAUUUCUCUGAUCAUUUUAGGGAGCAUGGUUUCCUCUGAAUCUGGAAUAAUUCUGCACUGGAGAGAUUGAAGUUCAAAGCAGAUUACAAGAUGUAGUCUUUCCAAAUUGUGGGAGCAAGCAGAGAACUCAAAGUUUGGAUUUGUGGAUUGUCCCCUAGGCAGUGAAGAAGGAGCUGUACAAGGGGAGAAAGUUGCUUCCUUCGAGAGACUGGGCCAUCCCUCCUCCCUAGGGUGUAGGCCAGGAUAAUGUUUCAUCCUGCUUAGAGAACACUGUCUAGUCAACCUCAUAGCUCUGAUCCCGCCUUCUUUUUGAUGAUCCCUUCCUCUCGGCCCCAUGCAUACUUUAUGCUCAUGUUGAGUGUCAUUCAGGGAGAGGAAAAAGGAGAAAAAAGGGAUUGCUUCUGUUCUUCCAAGCAACUAUGUAUUGAUGAAUUCAGAAACUUAGAUGAUAUGGAAAAACUGCUUGAAAGACAAAAUAUAAAAUCUUACUCAAGAAUAAAUAUAUAUCCAAAAUAGUUCUAUAGUUAGUAAAUAAUUUGAAUUUGUUUUAAAAAUUCUUCCCACAAAUAAAAUUCUAAGCCCAGAUUACUUCACUGAUAAGUUCUUUUUUUGUUUUAUUAAAUUUUAUUUUGAAAAUAGAAAAAAUGCAACAGCACAAGAGAGAACAAAGCCAGUCAAGACUGUUGUACUGUAAGAAAAAUAGCUUCCUUAUGUGUUUUCGUUCUCCCUCUGGGUGACCUAAUUGAUAUGUUAAUCAAUGCUCUUCUCUGUAAAGAAUUGUAAAACCUUACCUAAUUGAUAUGUUAACCAUUGUUGCCCUCUACAAAUAACAGAUGCGGUGCCAAGAUAACCUAACAGGAGUUGUUAAUUACUCCUAGGCUUCCCCAUUCUCUGCUGAGGAAAACAGGAUUUCUUCUUAUCUAAACUUGCUCGUAUGCAGGGAGACUUGCUUGUUAGCACAACCCUUACCUGACCUUGCUCUCCCCAAAGAAUGUAAUCUCGCCAUAUUUUCUGUUCUGUAAUGCGCUGCACUGCCUUCCCCCUUUCCCUACCCGGUGGUUGUCUGUCAUAAAAUGUGCUAAUUGCGCUGUUCUUAAGAAAUGCUUAACUUCAAAGAAAUUACAAAAAUGUUGUGGCUUAACCCUAAUGCACCAAAAGGGUUAAGUUCCAAAUCCUUGUAAAAGCUUAAGUUUCAGCUUCUUGUAACUUUCGACCCCUUCUCACAUGUUAGCGCCAGCAAGCUGUCCUUAGAUAAUUAACUUUCUACCUUCCUCUCUGAAUGUUAUUGCAGAUGUGCUAUUCCAAGAUAAUGUUUAUCUGCAGAAUGGAAGUAACUUAAAAGGCACCAAAGGCUCCCGAUGUUAUCAGAACUAAGUGGACAGCUUUACAGUUUCCAUACUUGAGUCAACAGCUUGAUGGCUCUGCGGGGUUCUUUGUUUUUCCUCCCAUCUCUCCUGCUUGUUAAAUCCCUUCUCCAGUCUCAGGAGUAUGCAGUCUCCAAAUUGGCUCCCAGAAACUCAUCACCAGGCCUGGCCUAAAUAAAGCCUUUGCUCCCCAAAUUUAA
Molecule: messenger RNA, 5653 nt
Organism: Cavia porcellus (domestic guinea pig)
Lineage: Eukaryota; Metazoa; Chordata; Mammalia; Rodentia; Caviidae
Gene: Slc22a13
Product: solute carrier family 22 member 13
Exons: 10
Coding region: 2599-3819 (406 amino acids)
Biological process (GO): transmembrane transport
Cellular component (GO): membrane
Molecular function (GO): transmembrane transporter activity
Source: RefSeq, a predicted model, not a curated record